AUGUGGCUUAUAGAUUCAAAAGGCCCAUGGGAAACACCUGAAUCAUUUUUAUGUUUUAAACAAAAUGAUAUUAAAAAUAGUCCUGUCAAAGUAUCGAACGAAGAUGAAAUAAAAAUUCGUGUAUCAAAAUCAAAACCGAUUAUAAAUAGUAGUUUGCGUGCUGGUCAAAAAGAACUAUGCAUGAAAUUGAAUCCGAUUAAAGUACCUUUGUCAAUUGUUCCUUCUACUGAUAUUAAUAAAAAACUUUUAUUAGAUUCAUCAAGUGAUUGAAUAAUGGCUUCAUCAAUUCCUUGUUCAGUAUGCGGAAAACGUGCAGGCACUUGCAUUUGUCCUGGAUGCAAAGCAUACUUUUGUGAUGGUAAUUUUCAAAGUCAUCGUGAAAUAUUACUCAAUGAAUUAGAUGGUUUUACAGGAUAUUGGAAUGAUUUUCGAGAAAAAAUGAUCGAGGGUCGAUUCAAACAAAUGGUCUGGCAUUAA
Rotaria sp. Silwood2 is the source of this 477-nucleotide messenger RNA. NCBI's taxonomy places the organism in Eukaryota, Metazoa, Rotifera, Eurotatoria, Philodinida, Philodinidae. The record is from the annotation of a GenBank genome assembly.